UCUGCAGCCGCCGUAGUCGGUAGUACCGUGUACACACUACACAUUCUGAAUUUCGAUUGUUAGUCAUUGUUGCCAUUGCGGUUUUCCUGUGAUCAAAAUCUGAAAUACUGUAAAUCUUGUGAAUAUCCGAUAGCCUUCUGCCAAGCCAUAAUGACGACCGCUGGUUAUUUCUGAAUUGUAGCCUAUUGGCAUAGUUUGCAUCUUUUAGAUCGAAUGAAUUGCGUUAUCAAGCACCGCCAUUUAUUGAUACCGUUCUAACUCGUUUCGACCAUUUUUACCUCGUCUUCGAUACAAUAAAACAUACAUAAAUAUACUACUACCGCUUUUUAAGGAAACGGAUUGUUAAACACCAAAUCUCCAAUUGUCUCUAGUGAUUCAUUUAUUUGACAACAUGUCAGACGACGACAUAUUGAAAGACAACUACAAUUUCGCCGAAGGUGAUGAUGUGUUUGUAUACUUUAAUGAUUUGCUGUAUGAAGCUAAAUGUAUGAAACGCCGCAAAACAGACUAUGGGGAGAAUCAAUACUUUAUUCAUUAUAAAGGAUGGAAAACAACUUGGGACGAAUGGAUAGAUGAAAAUGAAGUUUUAGAAAUGAGUUACACUAAUUAUGGUCACCAAGCUAGACUACAGAAGAAAUUUGAUGAAAAACGAGCACUCGAGGAAUCCAAAAAAAAAAAAAAAAUUGAUAAACCUAAAAAAACAAUCAGUGUUGGUUCCCUAAUGAAAAAAAGAGGCCGACCAAGAAAAACAGUAACUAAAAGAAAUAGUCCAUGUCCACUUUCUGUGAAGAAUAAAAAAAAACCUACUACCAGCUUAGCAGUUAAAACGUUAUCGCAAACAAACAAAAAUCUACAAAAAAGAGGCCAAUCAAAGAAAGCAGUACCAAAAAGUAACUCUAUCGAUAAAGAUGUCAAGGACAAAAUCAAAGUUACCAAUGAUGACACAAUUACAAAAAAUAUUCCUACUAGUAGUACUAUAACAAGUAGCAGUGAAGCAACAAAAAAUGUAAAAACAUAUACCAAUAAAGCUAAAAAAAUUACAAAUGAAGUAAUUCAAAAUAUAAAAGUAACUGAACCAAGCCAGUCCACAAAUAUUGAUUAUUCUAAUGAGUUUCAACCUGAAUAUGAACCAGUUCUUAAACGUCUUAAAACAUAUACUAAAAAUAAAUCUACAGAAAAGUUACAGGUUAAUGCCACUAACAUAUUUGAUGAUACUACAAAAAAUAUCGAAGAACAGGUUGCAGAAAAAGCUUUAAUUUCUGAACCAAGCCAACCCGUAAACAGUGAUUUUUGUAAAGUAUCUAAUGAUGCUACUACAAGUGAUUCAGUACAAACUCUAAUUACUGAACCAAGCCAACUCAUAAUUGAAGAUAAUACUACUAAAGAGAAUAUUGAUGAACAAGCUCUAAAAGAGGAAGCUGCUAUUCGUGCUUGUUCUAAUAUUUUCUUAGAAAUCAUUCCAUUUUCAGUGCGCCUUGGUGACAAAUUACAUCAAUCUAUGAUAUUACCAAAUAAAAUAAGAAAAGUGAUGAUGGAUGAUUGGUUGAUGCACAAUAGAUACAAAAAGAUACUUAAGUUUCAAGACGUUCAUUAUGUAGCAAACAUUGCACAUGCUUUCAUUGAAGAAUUAUAUAAAUCUGAAGAUGAUCGUCAGAAGCAAACUUCAAUGAUGGUGUCUGUAAAAUUAAUGGAGUGUUUUAACAAUAUUGUUCACACACAUAUAACAUACAAAAGUGAGAUAAAGAACGGUAUUCAGUUUAAGGCAAUGACCCAUUUUCGGAAAAGAUUAGUUGAUCAACCAAACACCACAUAUGUCUUUAAAGAACACAUAGUACCCAAAAAUUUGGUGUUAUGUGUAUGGUCCCAUGUAUCUAUUAAGAUUCCUUGUGAGAUUACCGUAUGUUAUAUUAACAACCCCAUGGAAUGUUCAAUGCCAUAUGGAUUUCUUUAUUAACUAUGUUAAUAAAAUGAUGCAAUUUCUGGAUGAUAAUGUCGAUACAUAUUUCUCUUCGAUUGAUUACGUGGAAUAAUAAAUGUAUAAAAAAAAUUGUAAAUUAUUUACGGACAAAAUAUUUUUAAUUUAGUUUAGUUAAUAAUACAAAAAAUGUAGUAAAAUAAUUUCAUAGCUUGUUAUUUAAGUAUUCUUUUGUAUAUAAUAUCUAUAAAUAUUUUUUUCAAUUCCUUGUUUAUGUUAAAUGAACAUAGCAUUGGUUAGUUAUUCUUAAGUAUUCCUAGUUAUUAAUUAAUACAAAAGAUUUUUAAGUAUUUAAUUGAUGUUUUUUUUUAAUGGUUUAAUAUUAUUUAUGAUUAAGUUUAUCAAUGGAAAUUAAACAUAAGAGAGUCUAUGAGGACCAUUUUUCUGUUAUCACAUAAGUAAUUGUUUUUUGAUAAAUCUAGAAAAAUAUUGUAAUUUUCUAGAAACAUUUAUUAUUAGGAAUAAGGUUGAUGCUUCCAUGCAAUGUUUAGUGGCAUUCCUCUUGGGAACAGUGCUAAGCAUCUGAUGAUGUUACUAAGAAAGUGUAACUUAAAGUAACCAAAUUUUUAUUCUUUAAAUUUAACUGACUUAUUGAUCUUUUAUUUGACUUAAAGUUUUAUGAUUAUUAUUUGUUGUAUAAUAUGUGAGAACUUUUUUUUUUAAUAACUUGUUAACUUGUGCAAUUGAUGUGUUAAUUGAUUUUCAAUUAUUGUAUAUGCAGCUGAUCUUUAAAUAUUAAAUUAAAUUAUAUUAAUAAAAAAGUUAAU
Molecule: messenger RNA, 2742 nt
Organism: Rhopalosiphum maidis (corn leaf aphid)
Lineage: Eukaryota; Metazoa; Arthropoda; Insecta; Hemiptera; Aphididae
Biological process (GO): chromatin organization; regulation of DNA-templated transcription
Cellular component (GO): NuA4 histone acetyltransferase complex; nucleus
Source: RefSeq, a predicted model, not a curated record